This is a messenger RNA of Populus trichocarpa (black cottonwood), 999 nucleotides long. RefSeq lists its product as uncharacterized. The record is from RefSeq and is a predicted model, not a curated record. Bases 1 to 999 code for a protein of 332 amino acids. NCBI's taxonomy places the organism in Eukaryota, Viridiplantae, Streptophyta, Magnoliopsida, Malpighiales, Salicaceae. The transcript is spliced from 2 exons.
AUGAAUUCAAUUGCUCACAGGAUAUGGAACAGGUUCGACCUUGAGAAUGUGACAUCCUUGGCCAAUGGGUUUAUAAUGUUUCGUUUCAAAACAGAAGAUGACCUACAAAAGGUCAUUGAAAAUGGUCCUUGGAUGUUUGGCGGGAAAGCCAUUAUUCUUCAGAAAUGGCAUUCUGGGUUUGUCUUUGACAUGAACAAGAUCACCAAACUUCCAGUAUGGAUUCGGAUAUAUGAUCUACCUUUUCCUUUAUGGACAAAGGAGGGUUUAAGUGAGGUAGCCAGUAUGGUGGGCCAACCACUCUCUUGUGAUGAGUUGACACUUGGAUGUAAGCGCUUAGACUACGCGCGGUUAUGUGUGGAGGUAGAUGCAUCUCUACCAUUUGUCCACAAAUUUGAACUUGAGUUUUCCACUACUAUCAGAGAAGUUCAUGUGAACUAUGAAUGGAAGCCGAAGAGAUGUGAAAGGUGCCACGUUUUUGGUCACUCAUGCCAGCCUUCAGCUGAUAAGCAGGUUAACAGUGAUGCCUCUCCUAGUCAUCAGGAGAAAGUCAUCAGGGUAAAAGGUAAUGCCAUUACCUCCCCCGCCACAAACACAGAUGAGAUGUCCUCUGAAGACUCAGAUUCCUCAGCUGAGACAGAUACAGAUUCCUCAGACGAGACAGACACAGAUGAGUCAGCCUCUGAUUCCUCAGCUGAGAGUCAGCUGAAGCCAUCUGAUCUUGGUGAUGUUAAAUCGAUAACUCCUCCACUGUCCACAAACGACCAUGUUAGGACAUCACCACUAGAAUUGCAUGUGUGCACUACUAGUAAGCAAAUGUCUUUGCCAUCAUCUUCUGAAACCAGUUCUUCAUCUAGGGUACCUACCACAUAUUUACCUAAGAUGACACCAUCUCGAGCACUUCCUCCAGAAUCUCUAUCUGCUGCACAAUCUGUUGGAUGUGAUGACACUGGAUUUACACUGUUACUAGGAGGAAAAAGAAGAAGGAUAUCCCCGAGAUGA